Messenger RNA from Pecten maximus, 3234 nucleotides. RefSeq lists its product as uncharacterized. The coding region runs from base 51 to 1181 and encodes 376 amino acids. NCBI's taxonomy places the organism in Eukaryota, Metazoa, Mollusca, Bivalvia, Pectinida, Pectinidae. The record is from RefSeq and is a predicted model, not a curated record. The transcript is spliced from 6 exons.
UGCGUCAAAGUUGAAUCCUUCUGUUUCUGAAGGACGAGAAGGGCGUGCUCAUGAUGGCACUUAACUACCUGAAAUUGUGCUGUCGGCAACAAGUGGGGCAUCUAAAGAAUAUGAGAUACUUUCCAUUGGCCAUGCGACAUCACAAUGACAUGUUAUGCAGAAAUGACUUGUCUACCAAGAAUGCCAUCUUAAUGGAAAACCAAGAAAGAGCUGCUUAUCUGCAAAAAACUAACAUACAGAAACCACUUCAAACUGAAGAAUUACAUGAUUUUGGAAGGGACACUUUAUUUUUGUUAUCUGAAAUUACAAAUGACAAAUUGAAAUUACCUUGCAACGCUGAUGCUGUUAAUGAUAUGCUGUAUAAUACUGUGACUAAUAAUAAAAAAUGUGCACGUAAAAUAACGAAGAUUAAAGACAGGUGUUUAUCUGAAGAUUAUAUGGCACUACCCGCCACACAGUUAUCUACGUCUCAGUUUUUCGUGCCAUCACAAAGAUUAAAAGACAUUUCAAUGACAGUCCCACGACUGGAGGACUCCAUGACCUAUUUUGAUGGCUAUAUGGUAACACAACAAUCUGAUUCGACUAUCAAGCGGGAAGGAGAAAAUAGAAUUUUAAAUAAAUGUGAGAAAAGUUCAGAAACAUUGUGCAGUUCUAAAAGUGGUGAAGAUAAAGAUGGAACCGCCAACGACCUCCCAUCUGCAAAACAACUUGCAAUCAUCCAGGAGAAUAUAGUAGAACAGAUCUCAAAUUUCUUCCAUGGUGUUCACCGAAUACAGGACUAUGAUAUGGAGAAGCUUGUCUUUGUGAAUAAUUUUUUUGGAAAGGAGAAAGUUUACCGUGGAUCACAAUAUCUAUGGAUACUCACUGGUAUCAGAUGGCGAUGCCAUUUGAGGUUUGUACUUGUCAAUAUGACCGUGACCAGUGCAUCGUCCAACACCGAAGAUGGAACAGUGAAAGUUUAUUGGCAGAUAGCCGGUUUGAACCAAAGCACCUUUGUCAAGAAAAUGUGGCAGGUCUUUACGAAGUACUCCAGUACUGUAGUAGAUAAUGCUGAGCAUUAUGGUGGUGUUUCCUUGUUCCACGUUAACAAAGAGGGAAAGAUAUACAGACACAGGGUUGACCGGAUGGACCAGAUCAAGGAAGGUAAACCAGUGGUACAACCAGAAAUGGCCAUGGCUUAACAGUGUGCUGUAGGACAUGUUCUUAACUCUACAUAUAAACUAUGAGUGUACAUCAGUGUGAUUUUGUUACACCUCAGUGCAGACAUCAGUUACCUCCCCUGUUACCAAGGGAAACACAUACAAUGGCUUUUUAAGUUUAUUUGUCAAAAUCAUAUACUAAACGAAACAUAGUUUUAGGACAAUGCUUACUGAUCAAUUGUUUUUGUUUAGACUGUCUCAUAUGUAGCAUUUGUGGUUGGAAAUGUAUUUUUUUGGUGUUUUUUUUUUCUUUUCUCAUAUCUGCCAAGAACUAUACGGGAAUAAAUUUUAAAAGGACAGGAGAAGCUGUUCCUUUUAAUUGUUGUUACAGCUCUGCUAAUUAUUGUUCAGUAGUAGGAUAAGCUAGGCUAAAAAAUGGCUUCUGAUAACUUUACACUUGUCUUCCGCUUGAAUAUAUCUCAAUCAAUCUUGUAGUCGUGAUUUAUAUGAUCAAUCUGUGAUUAUGAGACUAAUAUAUAAUGUACUUCCUCCAUUUGUAAACAUUCUUUGUCUCUUGUAAAAGUUAUAACACAAUGGGUAUAAGUUUAAAUGAGUUUUUAUGUACUCUUAGAAGCAAUUAGAGGACAUGGGUAGGCUGUAAGAAAACAGUUGGGACUCUUUUUUAUGACCACCUUUAGUGUUUUACCAAUGUAGGAAGUUUGAAGUGAUUAAGGAGUAUUAAACAAGAAAUAGCAAGUAACUUUCAGAAAGUUCUACAUUUUUUUAGUUGUACAUUAUUAUAACCUGAAUUUACCAACAGCUAAAAUCAACUUUUUUUCUGGAAUGUAAAACAAAAAAGAAAACAUUCUUUUAAAAAAAGAUGCAAAAUGUACUAGAUAGAACAGGGCAAACACAAGUAAGUACCGGGUACAUGUAUUUAUUAUUUUUCUUGCCAUGUAAAUUUAGAACUAAGAAAAGCAAAUCUGUGAUAGUUUCAAUAAUAAGCCAAAAGUACACCUGUCCACUUUGUAAGAAUUGAAACCCUGUAUGACAGAGAAGAACCUUAUCCAGAUAUCAUUAUGACAGAAGGGACCCAUAAACACUUACUUAUAAUGUUAGGGGGUAGGCUUAUAACCCUCAACUCAAUGAUAGGGGUAAUACAUAAAUCUUGACUCAAUGUUAGGGGUUAGGCUUAUAUCCCUCAACUCAAUGAUAGGGGUAAUACAUAAACCUUGACUCAAUGUUAGGGGUUAGAUUUAUAAACCUUGGCUCAAUGUUAGGGGGUUGGCUUAUUAUCCUUGACUCAAUGUGCGGGUGUAGGUUUAUCAACCUUGACUCAAUGUUAGGGGUAGGUUCAUUAUUCUUGACUCAAUGUUAGGGGUUAGGUUUAUAAACCUUGACUCAAUGUUAGGGGUUAGGUUUAUAAACCUUGACUCAAUGUUAGGGGUUAGGUUUAUAAACCUUGGCUCAAUGUUAGGGGUUAGGUUUAUAAACCUUGACUCAAUGUUAGGGGGUUGGUUUAUAAACCUUAACUUAAUGUUAGGGGUUAGGUUUAUAAAUGAUGACUUAAUAGUAGGGGGUAAUACAUGUACAUAAAAUUUAACUCAGUAUAUUUGGGGUUUGGCUUAUUGAAUUGUAGGACAGUGAAAUGAUACUUGUUAGCAUUUUCACCCAACUACAUUAGACAUGGGGGGGCUAAUAAAAAUCAUAACCAAGCGUACGGGUUUAUUGCUGGAUAAAUACGGUAAUAUAGACAAUAGACAUGUGUUCUGGCAGUACAUCUGAUGAUCAUACUGCUAUGCUAAUUCACAUCAAACAAUAUUACAAAUACAUGUAUGUUUGGUUGAGACUGAGAAUGUGAUUCUUACUACAUAUAAUAUCUUAUCAUGAUCAAAGACAACCUAUUUUCGAAGCCAGAUUGUUUUCAUGAUGAAUUUAUCUCCAAGAAAUCCAAGGCUUAUUUUCAAGGCUAAUCUAUUUUCAACUAAUCGUUAGUCUUAUUUUGUAGAUUGAGAGUAUGAAUGUUUUGUUUACUGUGUUAUCGAGACCGUAAUUAAAUGAUGACCAGGUGUAUUUUUCUAAUAAUUCCAGGUAA